Molecule: messenger RNA, 966 nt
Organism: Impatiens glandulifera
Lineage: Eukaryota; Viridiplantae; Streptophyta; Magnoliopsida; Ericales; Balsaminaceae
Exons: 10
Coding region: 195-797 (200 amino acids)
Source: RefSeq, a predicted model, not a curated record
CCAUUUGGCGCCAAUCGUCUUCUCUGAAUCGGAAAACCACUAGAAAGGGAAGCUGCUAUAUUCAAUCAUCGUCUUCUCUCAAUCGCCAAACCACUACAAAGGUUUUUGCCUCUACCUUCACGAAAUUUCUGUUAUACCAUGCUCAAUCUUUUUUAGUUUGUUCCUGCAGAAACUUGCCUUAUCACAAUGUUACAAUGGAUGGGAGGAUCAAGGCGGAAGAUUGCAACUAUGGAGGGCAGUCACACAAGUCUACGCAGAAGAGGCAAAAGCAUUAUUUUGAACAGAAAAGACAGCAACAGCAACAAACAACAUGGUCUGAGAAUAUUUCCAUUGCAUCAGAUUCCAGCAAUCAAAUUCAGAGCAAUAAUAGAUCACUGGAUGUCCUUAGUUUGCUCAACGUGCCAACAGUUGUACAAAAUCAUAGGCCACAGUGCGUCACAGAGAAUGAUUCAAGCAAUGAAUGGGAAGCUGACAAUCCCAUUGAUAUUACUGAAACAAUGGUAAAUGCAUCUGGACAAUUUGGGGAGACAGUGAGCCCAGGAAAGCUGGCAUUACUUGCUUCUGACAAUAUGUAUAAAAUCUCAAAUGAAAAUGAUGGAAUAGAAGAUGAGAUGAAGGAAGAUAGCGAUCCUUUGCUAUCUGUUCUUUCACUAAUUUCUAAGAAUGGCCAGAAUAUCAACCCAAAAGGAAGGAUUGUCCCUGAAGCCCAUGUUGCAUUUUCAGUUGAAGGAGUUUAUCUUAUAGUUUUGCAUUGCCGAAGCCUAGAGCAGGCAAAUCUUUCUCAUCCGGGAAACUAGAGCAUCUGAGGGAUGAGUAUGACUUUGAUGUGGACUCUUUGAUGAAAGAUAUAGAUCUCCCUCAUUGUGAGGAUUCUUUUCAGCAACCAUUCCGCUCACGGAACAUAGAGGAAGCAGCAAUCAGAUCCAAAAGGAAAUUGCAGUUUGGUAACAGUUGUAACAGACCACC